AUCCGCGCUGAGGUCGGCGUUGAGGUCUAUGAUGCGGUCGUGUCCUCAGCAAUGAAGCCUUCGGGCACCACGCGCGCGGCAGAGUUGGCAUCAUGCAUUCGAGAGAAUUCUGACGCGCGCGCUGGUGCCCCGGCGCUCAUUACUGCAUAUCGAGUGCGACCAGGAACCGAAGCGCUGGUCGAGGCGGAGUUGCGCAGCAAGCUUGCGGAGAACGCUAAUGCCAUUGCCGCUUGCAGCACAGCCGCUGCCGCUGUGGGCGUCGCGUCGUGCAUGCAGUUGUACAGCGCACCAACAAUCGGCCACAACUGUUCGCUGGCGGCGUACGCCCUUGUUGGGUCGGCUCGGAAACUGCACAUGGAAGGUGCGGGCAAGGAGUUCGACGGGCACCUUGACGACGUGUGGCCGGAUGCCCAGCCCGGCAGCAGCAGCAGCAGCAGCAGCAGCGGGUCAGGCGGCGGAGACGCAAGCCCAGAGCAGGAGGUCUACCUGGAACGCUUUAGGGAGGUUGCGGUGAAAGAGAUUGGCGUCGCUGCGGAGCACUUUGGCAACAACGCACCGCAGCUCCGCAAACACAUUGGGGUGACGCCCGCGGAGCUGUCGGAGCUGCACGCCUCAGUCUUGGAGCGCAUGCCCGAACACCCUGGGCCCAGCGGCGGGGCGGACGCCAUCAAGGAGUACCUUGCCACCAUUGCUCGGCGCCAGCUGCCCGUGGAGGUUUUUGGGGUGUUCGCACUCAGUCGCUUCCUGCCGGUGCUGGUGCUGCAGGGCAGGAAGAUGGACGAUGGGCGGCAGCUAAGCAUGCAGGCGCUAUUGUACACAGGCGGAAACAGCGUCGCUGAGGUGACCAGCAGCGGGUGGAGGUGUGGGACUGGCAACGGUGAUGGGAGCGGCGGCGGGGGUGCUCCAGGAGCUCACAGCAGCAGCAGCAACGUUCGCGCGCCAGGCGCACAGCAGGCAGCAGGCGCCCGCUGUGGCAUUGACGCCGCAGACAUGCUGUGCGUUGGCGCUUGCGGCGACCAUUUCUAUGGUGCGGUGCCGAGGUCUGGCUUCAACGUGUUGCUGCCGCCGCCUGAAGUUUUGGCUGCGUCAGCACAGGAUGGGCCGUCUGCGUGCAAGGACCUCGGAACACCGUUUCACAUGGCCAUGGUGCCGCGGCACCUGCGCCACGUGUUGGAGGAGGUGGCCAUAGCCGCGUACAUCAACGACGGCCGCGUGGAGGUAGUGGAGCCAGCUGUGAUGCAGCGCGGUCAGCAGACUCGAGCUGUUGAAACCCCGCAUGUACCUGUUGGCUUUGCCGAGGAUGCGGGGUUGCGCCUGGAGCCAUGCGCCUAUCUGGACCAGCAAGGCGCGACCGUCAAGUCUAAGCCAGCUCGUUCAGCUGGCACGUACGGCAACCUAUCCGCCAUGCUGGCGCAGGCAAUGGAGGACGGCAACCUUCGUGCAACGAGCAGUGAUGACGGCGGGUGGGGGUUGGACCUGUUCGAGGGCGCUACUGUGGGUGGGCGGUACUCCAUUCUGCCAGACGAGGAGGCUGGCGACGUGCCACCGGACCGUCAGGUGCUAGCUAAGCUUGGGGCCGCAUCACCAUCACGUUGCCGCCGCGACAACGAUGGCGGCACCAGUAUCGCCCGGGACGGCAGUGCAGCAGGCAAGCGCCGGCGGCAUCAUGGAUCAUCAUCUGCUGGUCGAGAGCAGCGCGGCAAUCUUGGUGUGAUAGGAGGUGUGGCUGCAGCGGCUGGUACGGCGGCCCUGCCCACCUGGAGCAAGGCGGCCAGUGAGCGGCCGCGGCAGCCCAAGACGCGUCCGCACAGCGGUGCGAGUGCAGGCAAGCGGCAAAAGCACGAGUCGGCGGCUGCUGCAGACAACCCAGGCGUCAUGGGUACCGCCGAGCCGUGCAAGAGUGGCAGGCAGCAGCAAGCGCAGCAGCAGCAGCAGCAGCAGCAGCAGCAGCAGCAGCAGCAGCAGCAGCAGCAGCAGCAGCAGCAAGAUGUUGGCGGAGCAACAUGUGUCAGUGCCCCUGCAGCAGGUUAUGUCCCCAACCCAUAUGGAGCGUACUACGUCGGACCUGAGGCGCUGGGCGGAGACGGUGCGCCUACAACUUCCGGCGACAACUCAGGGACUGCUGGCAACGACAGUCAUGACGAUGAUAAGUGCGCAGAUGGCAGGUGCAUUUGACAUUGAUAUGGAGGCCGUGCGUGCCAAAGCUGACUUGUUUGCAAACAUGGUCGUGAAUGCUCCAUUUGCGGCUGCUACGUCGGGUGGCAGGGAGAACGAAGCAGCUGCAUGGCAAGUAUAUUCAGGCAUUUUGAAGGAUGAGACGUUGUGGGCGGGUUGGCCUGAUGCCGCACGCAAUGCAUGGCCCAUCCCAGUGAUGCAGUGGAUACGGUUGCUAGGACGCAUGCGUGCCCAAUACAAUUCCUAUGGAUCAUUUCAGAAUGCUGUUAAUGCGGUGUGCAAAGUUGGAACUAAGAUGGCACACAACAUGCACGUCGCCGAGUGUUUGAAGGCGGGCAAGGAUGUGGCGCACGCUAGCGGUCCACAGGCAUUUGACCCCCGCGUUUUGUACAGUAUGCAGCAUCGCCAAAUGAUGGACUGGAUUCGGCGGGAUGGGGGGGUGCAAGUUAAGCAUACUGAAUACAUAAACAUGGAGGAGGCACGAAACGGUCACAAGUUUACUGAUCAUCGUGCGCUGCCAGGUUUGCAAGCCAGUGCGUGUUGGAACAUGGAGAAUCUUAGCGGUGGACGCCGUCCAAGAUCACUAAGCGCCUUGCGGGUACGCCAUCUCAGCUGGCGAGUUACUAGUGUCAAGUGCGGCAAGGAAGAAUGGAAAGUACCAUCUCUGACGUACGAAUUUAUUGAUGAAAAGUUUAUGGACAAGCGGGGGCCUAGAAGUGUACCAGAGGACUUCUCCCAUUUUGCGAAUUUUGAGCGCGACGGGGGGCUCAGUUCUGCGUCAUAUCUAUAUGCUCUGUUCAAAGCCAGGGGGCUUUUCGUGCACGCUGAUCCGCUGAGCACGCUGCGGUCAGGGGAUGCAAUUGACACGCAUGAAUGGGCGCGAGAUUAUUUUGUGUACUGUUACAUGGAGGGCGACAUCUUUUAUGAUUGCAUCCCGUUAUCACCACAAGCUAUUUCUGACAUGACGCGCACAAUAUUGAAGAAGAUGGGUCGCAGUAUGCGAGGGGGGAGGGCUCACAGGCAUGGAGCAUACACGCGGCCCCAGAUGAUGAACUUGCUCCAGAACAAGGGUGUUGCAUUAGAUCCAAAGACUGAGGGUGUUGUGUUGCGUGCGGCAGGAUGGAGCUCCGUGCAUGGACCUACAACAACCCGCACUACGUACGAAAGUAUCCUGUUGGACCGUGCAGUAAACCCUUUUGGGCUGUUUUAUGGAAUAAACUUGGAAGAUGAGGUUUGGCAUGAACGCCUGGAGGAGUGGAUGGGGCGUGAUAUUGAGCCACAAACAGUGAUUCGACAUCAUGAUUGUCGGUCCAUGCUUCCUUUCAUUGUGCGAUUGCGUGCUCUCCAUGUAGAGGAGGUGGCAACUGCACGCCGCACGAUGAAUGCUGCUGGGUUGCAGCUACUGCAUGAGGCGUUACAUGGGACAUCUCGCGUGGUACUUGCGCAGCGGGAAUGCUCCAUAUAUGCUGCAUGGCGCCGCGUUAUCAAGUAUGGUAGCUGUGGGCAUCUGGGGAGUGAGAUGCAUAAAGCGGUUGAAGCGUACAAUGAACACAGAAUUCGCUACCGCGAUUUAGCUCGUAAAAACAUGGAUGGAGAGAGGCAUGCAAUGGUGUGUGCGUUUCUGGACGCGUGUGAUGCUGAAGGGAUAUUGUUGCCUGUGCGCAGCAAUGGCAUUCGGACGGCUGCAAAUGUGACACGCGACAAUUCAGCAAUUGUUCACUUGGCGGCCAGGCACAUAGUUGAUGUCGCAUUGCUCCCAGAUGCUGUGAACAGAGUUCUGUGCUGUACUGGGGACGGUCCUGCGCAGUGUGUGCACUUUGCAGAACGUUUGUAUGUUUUCCAGCACCUAGCUGACAGUGGGGAAGAAUAAAUAAGAGUGAUGUCAUAGGUGUGCUGCAUCACUGAACUGCGUGCACCCGCUAUUGUGCCCGACAUGUGCAUGCAGGUGAGGGCGGCCGAGGACAUGUAAUGCCUGCAGAUC
Molecule: messenger RNA, 4156 nt
Organism: Chlamydomonas reinhardtii
Lineage: Eukaryota; Viridiplantae; Chlorophyta; Chlorophyceae; Chlamydomonadales; Chlamydomonadaceae
Exons: 10
Coding region: 52-2175 (707 amino acids)
Source: RefSeq, a predicted model, not a curated record